AAUCUCUUCUGCAUCAAGGGAAAAUUAUCGGCUCUCUAAUUUCGGGUGCCUCUUCCAAAUUUCUUCAAUUACCCAAACCACCCAAACAUCCAUUUUCUCUUCAACUUUCACGAAUUACGCAAGGUAGACCGUCACCAUGGGUCGCGUGAUUCGUAACCAGAGAAAGGGUAACGGCGGUAUCUUUACCUCCAACACCCACCUACGCAAGGCCCCGGCCAAGUUUCGAUCCCUCGACUACGCUGAGCGACAUGGCUACGUACGAGGAGUUAUCAAGGAUAUAAUCCACGACCCCGGUCGUGGUGCUCCCCUUGCCCGCGUCGUCUUCCGAUCGCCCUACAAGUUCAAGCAGGUCACCGAGACCUUCAUCGCCAACGAGGGUAUGUACACGGGUCAAUUCAUCUACGCCGGCAAGAACGCCGCCCUUACCGUCGGAAACGUCCUCCCCCUCUCCUCCAUGCCCGAAGGUACCGUUAUCUCCAACGUCGAGGAGAAGGUUGGUGACCGAGGCGCUCUCGGCCGUACCUCCGGCAACUACGUCACCGUUGUCGGCCACAACCCCGAUGAGGGCAAGACCCGAAUCAAGCUCCCGUCCGGUGCCAAGAAGGUUGUCUCCAGCAGCUCUCGAGGAAUGAUCGGUAUCGUUGCCGGUGGUGGCCGAACAGACAAGCCCCUCCUGAAGGCCUCGCGCGCCAAGCAUAAGUUCGCCGUCAAGCGAAACUGCUGGCCCAAGACUCGUGGUGUUGCCAUGAACCCUGUCGACCAUCCUCACGGUGGUGGUAACCAUCAACACAUCGGUAAAGCCUCUACUAUUUCCCGAUGGGCGGCGCAAGGUCAAAAGGCGGGUCUCAUCGCGGCCAGACGGACGGGUCUGCUGCGUGGUACCCAGAAGACGAAGGAGUAAAAAUGGGUUCUCCAGGUCAUGGUUCAUCACGGCGGUUGGAGUUUUACUUGAUUGCACUUUGCAUCUCUCUAGGUACUUGGCGAGCUACGAUAUGAGAUAGGCUCAAUGGAAGUACCCGGCAUCAGAUCCUUUCUGCACAUAUGCAUAUUAUUUUCCAAGUUGUCAUCCCUUUCGUGAAAUUAGUGAAAGCUGGAGAUGGAGAGCUAUUACGAAGGAUUUGCUGCAUUAUGUAGGAUGAUGAUAAUUAAGUACCUUUAGGUAUCAGGUACCUACCUAGGUAAAAGGCAUACUUCGUAAAAAACAACAACAACCAUAUGGUUUAGUGGAGAUGCUAGGUAUUCCAAAAAGAUGAAUUCCCGAUCCCAAAAAAAAAGAGAGUUGUCUCGCGUGACAAUGGUUGACGAAUUGGAACCGUAUGUUUCGUUGGUAGCGUUUUAUGUAUCUAUAAACAGCCUAAUCAUAUGAUGGGGAUUAGUGUUGAUAAAAGUUGCAUACAUAAAUACUCUAGGUUAGUCAAAAUACCUCCUUCUAACCUUA
Daldinia caldariorum is the source of this 1438-nucleotide messenger RNA. Its product is annotated as translation protein SH3-like domain-containing protein. Bases 137 to 901 code for a protein of 254 amino acids. The record is from RefSeq and is a predicted model, not a curated record. Gene Ontology annotation, cellular component: cytosolic large ribosomal subunit; ribosome. Gene Ontology annotation, biological process: cytoplasmic translation. NCBI's taxonomy places the organism in Eukaryota, Fungi, Ascomycota, Sordariomycetes, Xylariales, Hypoxylaceae. The transcript has 4 exons. Gene Ontology annotation, molecular function: RNA binding; structural constituent of ribosome.